Molecule: messenger RNA, 582 nt
Organism: Salvia miltiorrhiza (redroot sage)
Lineage: Eukaryota; Viridiplantae; Streptophyta; Magnoliopsida; Lamiales; Lamiaceae
Product: receptor-like kinase TMK4
Exons: 2
Coding region: 1-582 (193 amino acids)
Molecular function (GO): protein binding
Source: RefSeq, a predicted model, not a curated record
AUGCCACCGCGGCCUCCACCUCCUCUCCUUCCUGAGCCUCAUUCUCCUCUCUGCCGCGGACGACUUCGCCGCCAUGUCCUCCCUCUCCUCGCCCCCAGCGGCUGGUCCUCCUCCGCCCACUUCUGCACCUGGAACAACGUCAAGUGCGACUCCACCAACUCCUUCGUCGCCAGCAUCAACCUCGACUCCGUCGUUGUCUCCGGCACUCUGCCUCCCGAAACCAACCAGCUUUCCCAACUCCAAUCCCUCGCCGUCCAGCAAAACUCCCUCACCGGAGCCCUACAUUCCUUCCAAAAUAUGACCUCUCUCGAGCAACUCUACCUUGACAACAAUGAUUUCACUUCAAUCCCCAACAACUUCCUCGCAGGCCUCACCAAUCUCCAAGUUUUCAGCAUAAGUAUGGAAUUUGGUAGAUCUUCGGUGGUUUAUGAGGUUGAUACCGGGCCUGAAGAGCAUACUGAAAAGGAGGCGAAGGUGAUUCAGAUUUCGGGGGAUUUUCUCACAAAGCAACCGGACGGAAGUGUUCAAUCUGGUGGGACGACUUAUUUGUCCCAAGCCGCCAAAUGGUUAUCAUUUGCUUGA